This is a messenger RNA of Cordyceps militaris CM01, 171 nucleotides long. RefSeq lists its product as uncharacterized. The transcript has 2 exons. The coding region runs from base 1 to 171 and encodes 56 amino acids. The record is from RefSeq and is a predicted model, not a curated record. NCBI's taxonomy places the organism in Eukaryota, Fungi, Ascomycota, Sordariomycetes, Hypocreales, Cordycipitaceae.
AUGUGCCGACGUUACGCCCUGCAUGAUGAGGCGUCCUGGGCUUUCUUUGCUUGCCUGUCCUUCUUUUUGGUCUCUAAAUCUGCCUCGAGACGCCCUGAUAUAGAUCUGUCUGCGCCUUACACGGGGGCGUUGUCGCCACGCGAGGGCCCGGCCGAUGCUUCCAAGAGCUAG